Messenger RNA from Desarmillaria tabescens, 1377 nucleotides. RefSeq lists its product as uncharacterized. Gene Ontology annotation, cellular component: membrane. Lineage: Eukaryota; Fungi; Basidiomycota; Agaricomycetes; Agaricales; Physalacriaceae. The transcript has 9 exons. Bases 1 to 1377 code for a protein of 458 amino acids. The record is from RefSeq and is a predicted model, not a curated record.
AUGUCUAUCCAUCCCUCUGCUAGCUCCUCCACCAUCAACAUCAAUGGCCGGUCUCACACCAGUGCAGAGAAGGAAAAGCAGCCUGCAGCCGCUCCUAGGCUGUUCUCAAACAACUUCACCGAUAAGGAGCUCGCAGCCCAGCGGAAGGAGUACAUCAAGAGUUUGGUCGUUGGGUGUUUUUCUAUGGUUAUAUUGAUGUUCGGCGUCUUCUCAAUAUACUGGGGAGCAUUGUGGAAAGUACCUGAUCACAAGCUGCCUGGAUGGGUUGUGGAUUUUGAUGGAUCUACAAUCGGUGGUAACGUCACUAGUGCGCUCUUAGCAGAUGUCUCCUCUACGGCGAGGAUAUCUUGGACACAACGGGCGGCGUCAGAUUUUUCAGGCCCGGACGAUGUCGGAGAUCAUGUGGUGGACCAACGAGCCUGGGUGGCUGUCGUCAUUCACGCCGGUGCUACUUCAACCCUCAAUGCAGCCAUAUCCUCGCCCAAUUCCUCGUAUAACGGCUCUGCGGCUGUCACUGUGUACGCUGUGGAAGCACGGAAUGAGAAUGCAUUCCGCUCGUUAAUUCGUCCUUACAUCAUGACGACUAUGGCAACCAUAUCUCAGAGCUUCGCCCAGUGGUUCGGAACUCAGGUCGCUGCAUCCACAUCAUCUGAAGCCUUGGCUUCGAUCCUCCAAACUGCGCCACAAAUCAUUACCGAGCCUAUCAGCUACACGAUCGACAACCUGCGGCCAUUCAAUGUUCCUGUGGCGAGUGCUAUCACCUUCGUUGGCCUUAUCUAUCUUUUAGUCCUCUGCUUCUUCAUCGUGUUGAUUGGCUCCGGCGCUCGUAUGGCCUCCGGCAUCGAAAUGAAACUGACGACGAAAUCACUCAUCAAAGUCCGUCUGUACUCGACGAUCGCUUUGUACUUCAUGAUCUCAAUCUUCUACUCCACGUUGAGCAGAGCUUUCCAAGCAAACUUUGACACGAAGUUCGGUCGUGCAGGCUUCUUCAUCUUCUGGAUGCUCAACUUCGUUGGCAUGCUUUCUGUCGGACUCGCGCUUGAGGCUAUGAUCACGCUCUUGACGCCGAGAUUCAUGCCUUUCUUCAUGAUCUCAUGGAUCAUCACCAACGUGUCUGUCUGCUUCAUGCCCAUCGAAGUUCUCCCGCACUUCUACCGCUACGGCUACGCGUUCCCCUUCUACAAUGUCUCGGGCGCCGUCAGGACCAUCCUUUUCGGAACUAAGAAUCAACUCGGACUUCAUUUCGGCGUCCUUAUCGCUUGGACUGUUAUCUCUCUCAUCACCCUUCCCCUGUUCCAAUGGAAUGCGAGACGCAUGAUGGCCAAUGCCGCUGCUCGUGCCGCUGCUCCUCAGGCGGAAGAAAAGGGAAAGAAUUGA